CCGGUCCAGCGUGCACGGAGUGCUUCAUUUAGUGAAGUCAAACAGACCGAAGAAUGGGACAGAAAACUGUUGAGUGAAUCCGCCAUCAGCGCCGCCUCACUCGGGCCCAUUUUCCCUCUUUCUGAUAUUAUUGUGAAGAAAACAUGGAGCCGAUAACGAAGUGGACGCCAAAGCAAGUUGUCGACUGGAUGAAAGGUUUAGAUGACAGCUUGCAGCAGUACGUUAGCAACUUUGAGCGGGAAAAGAUCAGUGGGGAGCAGCUGCUGAAGAUCACUCAUCAGGACCUGGAGGAGCUCGGCGUAGCCAGGAUCGGACACCAGGAGCUGGUGCUGGAGGCUGUCGACCUGCUGUGCGCUCUGAACUACGGAGUGGAGACGGACAACUUGAAGAACCUGGUGGUGAGGAUGAGAGCCGCUACCAACAGUCUGCACAUGGCCACGGCCGACCGCAGGAAGAGCCCCGCGUACGAUGGGAGCACCUCACGCAAGCCGGCCAACGACUUUCUGACCUCUGUGGUGGAGCUGAUCGGCGCAGCGAAGAGCCUCCUGGCUUGGCUCGACAGGACGCCUCUUACAGGGAUCAGCGACUUCACAGCCACCAAGAACAAGAUCAUUCAGCUGUGCCUGGAGCUCACCACCACAGUUCAGCAGGACUGCAGCGUUUAUGAGAUGGAAGAAAGGAUCCUGGAAGUUUCCAAGAUUUUGAACACCAUCUGCGAUCAGACCGUGAGAACCACCUCUGACCCCCUGAUGAGCCAGUCGGCGUGUUUGGAGGAAGUCCAGCUGACCAACAUCAAUCCGGGCGAGGGUCUGGGAAUGUACAUCAAGUCGACCUACGAUGGGUUACAUGUCAUCACCGGAACCACAGAACAUUCAGCUGCAGACCUGACGAGGAAGAUCCACGCUGGGGACGAGGUGAUCCAGGUUAACCAUCAGACAGUGGUGGGCUGGCAGCUGAAAAACCUGGUUUUUAAACUGAGGGAGGACCCCAAAGGUGUGGUUCUACUGCUUAAGAAGAGGCCCACAGGCACAACAGGUUUCACCCCCGCCCCACUGAAGAACAUGCGCUGGAAGCCCCCGGUACCUCAGAAUAACUCGUCCCUGGUCAGAUCCCAGUCUCCCUCCGGUUUGGCUAAUGGAUCAACCAAAAAGGAGAAGUCGGCUAUCCUGGACUUGUACAUCCCGCCUCCUCCUCCGGUGCCGUACACCCCACGAGAGGCGAGAACAGACUCCUUCUCCAGCAUCAGUAAAAGACCAAAGGGCUCUGAGUCACCCAACUCCUUCCUGGACAUGGAGAGCAGAAGACGCUGCACCAUCGCAGAGUACGACAAGCCAAACGGCGGCUGUCCCAUCGAAGCGAAGGUGGUCCAGCCCAGAAUGAGGGAGCAUAAGCCCUCCCGUGGUAAGCCCCGGCCGCUGUCCAUGCCAGCAGAUACCUGUGUUGGAGUGGUUGAUCCUUACGCAAAGCCCUGGGCUCAGGGCAGGAAAGGUGAGGACCUCCUGUACAGAUACCUGAGUAACGAGAGGAUCCCCACCAUCGCCGAGGAGGUCCCCUCGGCGUCUCCUCCCUACAGGCCCGCAGGGGAACGCCACCUCAUCCGAGUGGACCACAUCCGGGGCAGCCGCUACUACUCCAGCUCAGACCUCCACAACAGUGCCACCAUCCCCUACCAGGAAGACAUGAAAAAGGCUGCCGCGGCUCCCGUCUCCAAGCGCACAACGGCAGAACGCUCCCUACUGGUCAGUUGGAUCACGCGGCUUAAGCUAUUGACUCACUGAUGAUGUGCUUCCUGUCCGGGGCUUCCUGUUCCUGUCUUGUCUUCCUCAGUGCCUUUGAUAUUUAACGUCCUCGGGCUUUCUCACACUCCUCUCUCCCAUCCCCCCCCUCCCCCCGGUGUUACUACUACUACCAACUACAACUGCUGCUCCUCAACCGAACUUGCUUUUGUAGUCCUCACUACAUUAAGUCAUCGCUCCUUUAACACUGCCCACAGCCCUCAUCUCUGACACGAGCCUCAGGAGGACACAGUUUAGGCCUCGUUUGCUGUGUAUGGAUCUCUGUACAUAUCAUGUCAUGUUCUUCAGUUUGGUUAUUUAAUACACUGAAGCUCUCAAAAACUUGCCUGGUAUCAGUUCAGUUCUGUGUUUUUUGCUUUUCUUUUGCAUAAAUAAGUUAUAAAAACAAAGUUAGACAAACAGCUUUUCUUUUCAUGUGUGAUCGCUUACAUUAACUUCUGCCAAUGGUUGCCUCUUGUAAAGCUAUGCAUAAGAUUUUUACAGUCACUUUAGUGGAAAAUGCUGCAUCGGUUGUUAAAGGUGGUUUUUUUUCUCGUCACUGGCAAACACUUGUGCAUGAUUUGAGGCUAUGCACUGAACUCAGUAAACCUUUGUAACCUGUGUGUCAGUUACUCUGCGUCUGCGGGGCCUGCACGUGCAGCUGGGUCACAGUAAACUGCUCCUUUAAGCCAGCAUUUUGAACCAAUACUGUGGGGCGCAGAGGUCACAUGACCGUUUAUGAGCUCACGCUGUUGAGAAACCACAGAUCACAAAAGACAGAAUGACAGUAUUAUUUAAGAAGCUGCAGGGAAUGAGUGUCUGUUGCUUUUUUCUGCCUU
Messenger RNA from Archocentrus centrarchus (flier cichlid), 2614 nucleotides. It is a transcript of the gene cnksr3, whose product is annotated as cnksr family member 3. Gene Ontology annotation, molecular function: protein binding. The coding region runs from base 144 to 1778 and encodes 544 amino acids. Gene Ontology annotation, biological process: regulation of signal transduction. The transcript has 13 exons. Gene Ontology annotation, cellular component: cytoplasm; membrane. NCBI's taxonomy places the organism in Eukaryota, Metazoa, Chordata, Actinopteri, Cichliformes, Cichlidae. The record is from RefSeq and is a predicted model, not a curated record.